CGCCGCCACCGCCAGCAGCGCCGCCGCCGCCGCCCGAGACUCGCGCAGAGCAGUUAUGGCGGAUCCCGCAGCGCCCGCGCCCGCAGCUCCGGCUCCCGUCCAGGCCCCGGACGCGCCCCCGACCCCGGACGCGGCUCCCGCCGCGGCGCCCGCCCCGGACUCGGCCUCCGGGCCGUCCUCGGACUCCGGCCCCGAAGCCGGCUCGCAGCGGCUGCUGUUCUCUCACGACCUGGUGUCGGGCCGUUACCGCGGCUCGGUGCACUUCGGGCUGGUGCGCCUCAUCCACGGCGAGGACUCGGACUCGGAGGGCGAGGAGGAGGGCCGCGGGAGCUCGGGCUGCUCCGAGGCGGGGGGCGCGGGCCACGAGGAGGGCCGGGCCAGCCCGCUGCGCCGCGGCUACGUGCGCGUCCAGUGGUACCCGGAGGGCGUCAAGCAGCACGUGAAGGAGACCAAGCUGAAGCUCGAGGACCGCUCCGUGGUGCCCCGGGACGUGGUCCGGCAUAUGCGAUCCACCGACAGUCAGUGCGGCACCGUGAUCGACGUCAGUAUCGACUGUGCAGUCAAGCUGAUUGGCACCAACUGCAUCAUCUACCCUGUCAACAGCAAGGACCUCCAGCACAUCUGGCCUUUCAUGUAUGGGGACUACAUCGCCUAUGACUGCUGGUUGGGGAAGGUCUAUGACUUAAAGAACCAGAUCAUUCUGAAGCUAUCCAACGGUGCCAGGUGCUCCAUGAACACAGAAGAUGGUGCCAAGCUCUACGAUGUCUGCCCCCACGUCAGCGACUCUGGUCUCUUCUUUGAUGACUCCUACGGCUUCUACCCGGGCCAGGUGCUCAUUGGCCCUGCCAAGAUCUUCUCCAGCGUCCAGUGGCUGUCGGGGGUCAAGCCUGUGCUCAGCACCAAGAGCAAAUUCCGAGUGGUGGUGGAAGAGGUGCAGGUUGUAGAGCUGAAAGUCACAUGGAUUACCAAGAGUUUCUGUCCAGGGGGCACGGACAGCGUCAGCCCCCCGCCCUCUGUCAUUACUCAGGAAAACCUAGGCAGGGUGAAGCGUCUCGGAUGCUUUGACCAUGCUCAGCGGCAGCUGGGGGAGCGCUGUCUGUAUGUCUUCCCAGCCAAGGUAGAGCCGGCCAAGAUUGCCUGUGAAUGUCCAGAAAAACACUGCGCCCAGGGGGAGGGCUCUAUGGCCAAGAAGGUGAAGCGCCUGUUGAAGAAGCAGGUCGUGAGGAUCAUGUCCUGCCCCCCGGACGCGCAGUGCCCCAGAGACCAUUCCAUGGAGGACCCAGGAAAGAAAGGAGGGGCCAGAGCCAAGAGCGAAGCAGGGUCCAUCAGCCCCGAGGAGACGCCCGAUGGGUCCGCCAGCCCGGUGGAGGUGCAGGACGACGGCUCGGAGGAGGCGCCGGAUGCCGGUGAGCCGCUGGCCCCCUUCCUGCUGAAGGGGGGCGGGGACGACAGGCUGCACUCGGCAGAGCAGGACGCGGAUGAUGAGGCUGCUGACGACACGGACGACACCAGCUCGGUGACCUCCUCGGCCAGCUCCACCACCUCCUCCCAGAGCGGCAGCGGCACGAGCAGGAAGAAGAGCAUCCCCUUGUCGAUCAAGAACUUAAAGCGAAAACACAAGCGGAAGAAGAAUAAAAUCACUCGUGACUUCAAGCCAGGGGACAGGGUGGCCGUGGAGGUGGUGACCACCAUGACCUCGGCAGACGUCAUGUGGCAGGACGGCUCCGUCGAGUGCAACAUCCGCUCCAACGACCUCUUUCCUGUGCACCACCUGGACAACAACGAGUUCUGCCCCGGAGACUUCGUGGUGGAUAAACGAGUCCAGAGCUGUCCGGACCCCGCCGUCUACGGUGUGGUGCAGUCUGGGGACCACGUGGGCCGUACCUGCAUGGUGAAGUGGUUCAAGCUGCGGCCAAGUGGGGAUGACGUGGAGCUGAUCGGAGAAGAGGAGGACGUGAGCGUCUACGACAUUGCCGACCACCCUGACUUCCGGUUCCGCACCACCGACAUCGUCAUCCGCAUUGGCAAUACCGAGGACGGAGCUCCUCACAAGGAGGAUGAGCCGUCGGUUGGCCAAGUGGCCCGUGUGGACGUCAGCAGCAAGGUGGAGGUGGUGUGGGCCGACAACUCAAAGACUAUCAUCCUGCCCCAGCACUUGUACAACAUCGAGUCUGAGAUCGAGGAGUCAGACUAUGACUCAGUGGAAGGCAGCAGCAGCGGGGCGUCGUCGGAUGAGUGGGAAGACGACAGCGACAGCUGGGAGACUGACAACGGGCUGGUGGAGGACGAGCACCCCAAGAUCGAGGAGCCCCCCAUCCCACCCGCUGAGCAGCCGGCAGCCCCCGAGGAGGACAAGGGGGUGGUGAUCAGCGAAGAGGCUGCUACAGCCGCCAUUCAGGGGGCUGUGGCCAUGGCUGCCCCCGUGGCGGGGCUGAUGGAGAAGGCUGGCAAGGACGGGCCCCCAAAGAGCUUCCGGGAGUUGAAAGAGGCCAUCAAGAUCCUGGAGAGCCUCAAGAACAUGACCGUGGAGCAGCUUCUGACAGGCUCCCCCACCUCCCCCACAGUGGAGCCUGAGAAACCCACUCGGGAGAAGAAGUUUCUAGAUGACAUCAAGAAACUGCAGGAAAAUCUCAAGAAGACGCUGGACAAUGUGGCCAUUGCAGAGGAGGAGAAGAUGGAGGCAAUGCCGGACACAGAGCGCAAGGAGGACAAACCUGAAGGGCAGUCACCUGUGAAGGCCGAGUGGCCCAGCGAGACUCCGGUGCUCUGUCAGCAGUGCGGCGGCAAGCCGGGUGUCACAUUCACCAGUGCUAAGGGCGAGGUCUUCUCAGUGCUGGAGUUCGCGCCCUCAAAUCACUCUUUUAAGAAAAUUGAGUUCCAGCCUCCAGAAGCCAAGAAGUUCUUCAGCACGGUACGGAAGGAGAUGGCCCUGCUGGCUACCUCGCUGCCUGACGGCAUCAUGGUCAAGACCUUUGAGGAUAGAAUGGACCUCUUCUCGGCCCUAAUUAAGGGCCCCACUCGCACCCCCUACGAGGAUGGCCUCUACUUGUUCGACAUCCAGCUCCCCAACAUCUACCCAGCCGUGCCCCCCCACUUCUGCUACCUCUCCCAGUGCAGUGGCCGCCUGAACCCCAACCUGUAUGACAACGGGAAGGUGUGCGUCAGCCUCCUGGGCACCUGGAUCGGAAAGGGGACAGAGAGGUGGACGAGCAAGUCCAGCCUUCUCCAGGUGCUCAUCUCCAUCCAAGGUCUGAUCCUGGUGAAUGAACCGUACUACAAUGAAGCGGGCUUCGACAGUGACCGGGGCCUGCAGGAGGGGUACGAGAACAGUCGUUGCUACAACGAAAUGGCGCUCAUCCGCGUGGUGCAGUCCAUGACCCAGCUGGUGCGGCGGCCCCCGGAGGUGUUCGAGCAGGAGAUCCGGCAGCACUUCCGCGCUGGCGGCUGGAGGCUGGUGAGCCGCAUCGAGUCCUGGCUGGAGACCCACGCCCUGCUGGAGAGCGCCCAGGCGCUGCCCAACGGCAUCCCCAAGGACAGCCGCUCCCCGGAGCCGCCGGCCGUGGCCGAGCUCUCCGACUAUGGCCGAGAAGAACCUGAGGACGGAGGGCUGGGCCCCGGAGAGGCCUCCCAGGGCUCAGACUCGGAGGGCGGCGCCCAGGGCCUGGCCUCAGCUAGCAGGGACCGCACAGACCAGACUUCGGAGGCAGCUCCUGACGCCCCGGUGCCACCCAGCGUCAAACCAAAGAAGCGGAGGAAGAGCUACCGGAGCUUCUUGCCCGAGAAGAGCGGCUACCCCGACAUCGGCUUCCCGCUAUUCCCGCUUUCCAAGGGUUUCAUCAAGAGCAUCCGGGGUGUCCUGACGCAGUUCCGGGCCGCUCUGCUGGAGGCGGGCAUGCCUGAGAGCACAGAGGACAAGUAGCCGCCCGCCUCGAGCAAGGAACGUCUCGUGGGGAGAGGUCAGCUGCUGCCGCUCACUCCCUCCCCUGGAAUCGCCCGUCUUCCCAACUUUUCCUUUGUCCCCAGUGCAGAAGCCCCUCGUUGCCCUCUCCCCAAGGUGAGUUUGAUGCUGAAGUGCAAGAAGUUUCUUGAGAUGCUGCCGUUUCUUUCCCGAAGCAAUCUUUCAACAGGCCGGCCCCCAGUGGCAAAGAGGAUCUGAAACCUGUUGCUGAUUUUCCACUCGCCACCCAGGCAGAGGGUCCCGGCACUAGCUCCCUUGCCGUCCCCUUCUCAGGUCUGAGGUGGGGUCUUCCUAGGGCCUGACACAAGGGCUCCGUGGGGGUCCACGUGUCGGGCAGCGCAGCAGCAGGACGAGUGGCUGUGCCUUGCAUGAAGUGUGGGUUGCGCCAGAAG
This is a messenger RNA of Lontra canadensis (Northern American river otter), 4350 nucleotides long. It is a transcript of the gene UBE2O, whose product is annotated as ubiquitin conjugating enzyme E2 O. The transcript has 18 exons. The coding region runs from base 56 to 3919 and encodes 1287 amino acids. NCBI's taxonomy places the organism in Eukaryota, Metazoa, Chordata, Mammalia, Carnivora, Mustelidae. The record is from RefSeq and is a predicted model, not a curated record.